Molecule: messenger RNA, 1302 nt
Organism: Colletotrichum truncatum
Lineage: Eukaryota; Fungi; Ascomycota; Sordariomycetes; Glomerellales; Glomerellaceae
Product: palmitoyltransferase pfa5
Biological process (GO): peptidyl-L-cysteine S-palmitoylation; protein targeting to membrane
Cellular component (GO): endoplasmic reticulum; Golgi apparatus
Molecular function (GO): protein-cysteine S-palmitoyltransferase activity
Source: RefSeq, a predicted model, not a curated record
AUGCGCCGACCGACUUCCUUCUCGUACACUUUACUAGUCUCCGAUUCCGACAACGACUCUCGAUGCUUCGGCAAUGAUUGGGCGAUCGCAAUGUCGGCAGCCACCAGCACGAAAUGUGCUUCGCGAUGGGUGACGCGCAUCAUCCCCAUCAUAAUAACCGGCACCAGUGGCUACGCUACUUACGUGAUUGUCGCCUACCUGGGAGUCGACUACCUUUAUAGGAACAGAGGCGAGGUUGGUACAGCUAUCGCGACGAUAACCAUUUACCUCUUUUUCUACAUUCUCACGAUCGUGACCUACCUUCGAACCUUCCUGAAGAUCAAAAAAGAUCCUGGUCUAGUUCCUCUGGGCCCCCAGGCACAACUACCUGCGAGAGAAUCGAGCCAAAGGCGGAAGCGAAGGAAGGAGGGAGACCUAGAGAGCCAGCCGUACUUCACCGGUCCUGACCAGAACCCGGACAGCCCCGGAUUGGAAGAAUUUUACAGCAGAGACGUAUUUGUAUGCGAGAGCGACGGACGGCCAAAGUGGUGCUCCGAAUGUCGCAACUGGAAACCCGAUCGUGCCCAUCACUCCAGCGAAGUCGGGCGAUGUGUGCGAAAGAUGGACCACUAUUGCCCUUGGGUCGGUGGUAUGGUGUCAGAAACUUCGUUCAAAUUCUUUGCUCAGUUUACCUUUUACUGCACUCUUUACUGCACUAUUUCACUUGCGACGGCAGCUUACUGCCUCUCGAGACAAUUGCGGGAUGGCUCUAUUGACGGCCGGACCAUAUCAGGCGUUGCCAUUGCCGGCUUCUUUGGUUUGUUCACGUUUCUUAUGACAGCAACAUCCUGGCGUUUCAUAUUCCUCAACAUAACCAACAUCGAUGCCCUUCGUAAGUCGUGGACGCAUCAGCUAGCGCUCCGAGUCCCCAACAACACGGUUUCAGGAAGUGGAUAUGGGAUAGUCACAUAUCCCCUGCCAAAGUACCCGCAAGGCGUCCCAACAUCUUCGGACGGCACUGUCGAUAGCACCUCUCCCCGAGACCGCCUCGCAACGAGAGUGUUUGCUGUUGUUUCAACCGAGCCGGACGAGAACCCCUGGGACCUUGGGUGGAGGAGAAACUGGACCUCAGUCAUGGGGAACAGUUUGAUUGAUUGGCUCCUACCCAUACGCGGAUCGCCUUGCGCUAUUCACGAUAGCAUGCACAGCGAUUACGAGAUGGGUCCAGUAUUGCAGGCUCUGAGGGCGAGACAUGGGCUAAGGGAUCCUAAUCAACCGUCAAAUGAGGUCGAGAUGCAGGAAUUGAGGGUAAGUAGUCAUUGA